Molecule: messenger RNA, 1687 nt
Organism: Coccinella septempunctata (seven-spotted ladybird)
Lineage: Eukaryota; Metazoa; Arthropoda; Insecta; Coleoptera; Coccinellidae
Product: Krueppel-like factor 7
Exons: 3
Coding region: 522-1430 (302 amino acids)
Biological process (GO): regulation of transcription by RNA polymerase II
Molecular function (GO): DNA-binding transcription factor activity, RNA polymerase II-specific; RNA polymerase II cis-regulatory region sequence-specific DNA binding
Source: RefSeq, a predicted model, not a curated record
ACCGCGCACGAGACCGCGAUCAGUCGUGCCGUGAGGCUCUAGAAGUGUACUCUACCGCUUUUCCCGAUCUAGACAACACACUUUACUCAUUUGAGUCAUUUAAAUACCACCCGGCAUUGUAAACGUCAACCUAACAACGUGUACGCCAAAUAGGUAGUGGACAACGACUUUCUUCUGGUCCUUCGAGCCGGAUAAGGCUUCUCGCGGUUUUCCUCGACGCAUUGCGUUCGUGUUUUAUUUCCCUUCAGUUCUCCGCACACUGUGUGCUCUUCUACUGUAACUACGUCUACGCUGGAAGACUUGCUGGCGCUCAAUUUAAACGGACUAGGGAAAAGCGACUCUGCAUAACCAUCUGUGUCAGUUUAUGUGAUUUCUGUGUUACUUUAGUUUAGGAAUGUCGAAAACGUGAUCGUAUGGAAUCAAAAGUUUUCACCGGAAGAUCGUUUAAUGUGUUUUAAAGUCGUCUUCUGUGUAGUUCUCGGUGUUUCCACUUGUGACUUGUGAAUCUUUGUAUUUUGACCAUGGAUAUACUACCAUCAGGACAUAUUUUCCGAGAGCUCCAGGAUAUUCACGAUACCGGCUAUUUUUCUGCACAACCUUCCUUGGACGAUCAUUGGCAACAGACAUGCUAUGAGAUGGAGCGAUACCUGAAAGACGAGCCAAAAAUGCAAACAUUAAAAAAAUUACCCGCAGACAUGGAAAGGACGUGGUUCGAAGUGAAAUGUUUGGACGACUACUCGGAGCGACACCUUGACGCAUUCAGCUCAGCCAGUUCGCCUUGCUCGUGGGACGGCGCUCUCAGUUGCGCGGUACUCGUGAAACAGGAACCCAUAGACGACGAAGAAGAGGAAGUACAUUCGGACGCCGACGACGCCCUUCAAUUACGCUUAGUGCCACACAGGAACUCUACCGCUACCCUCACACCUCCCUCGAGUCCCGAGUCCGGUCCUGGACAUAGUAACGGCAGUAGUUCUAGUGCCAGUGAGUUGGACGUUUGCGGGUUGAGGGUGAACACCGUUUCCAGAAACGCGAUAGUACGGGUACGAGCGACAGGGUUGGCUCGGUAUAUUUCGGUGGUGCCAAGAGCUGCGGCGAACCCUAUGACAAGUCAAACCACGAGCGUGACGACGAAGCACAGUCGACUGGAUCACUCGCCGGACAGUAAGAGGCGGAUACACAAAUGUCAGUUCUUGGGCUGUAAAAAGGUUUACACGAAAAGUUCUCACCUCAAAGCGCAUCAAAGGACGCAUACAGGGGAAAAACCAUACAAAUGUUCAUGGGAGGGAUGCGAGUGGAGAUUCGCAAGAUCGGACGAGCUCACCCGUCAUUACCGCAAGCACACGGGAGCCAAACCUUUCAAGUGUCGCCACUGCGAUCGCUGUUUCAGCCGAAGCGAUCAUCUGGCUCUGCACAUGAAGAGACACGCUUAAUGAGGUCGUGGAUGAGGCUACAAGGUCUCGCUUUGCCGUGUCAUCUGCAUCACUGCCAGUUACCGCUAGAGUACAAUAAAUGCUAUGGGAAAACUGCCGUACAGGAAUAUGUAAUUUUACAAUAUGUGAAUUUGGGAAAUUACCAAGCAAAGAUCAUAUAGAACGAGAUUAGUUUCAUGUGAAGCCCUUGGAAUCUAUACCUUAUUAUGUUCGAUUAAAGUGAUAAAAAUUGUAUGCAAAUAUUUCUAUUAUGAUUA